Molecule: messenger RNA, 1269 nt
Organism: Venustampulla echinocandica
Lineage: Eukaryota; Fungi; Ascomycota; Leotiomycetes; Helotiales; Pleuroascaceae
Product: Acetyltransferase component of pyruvate dehydrogenase complex
Exons: 3
Coding region: 1-1269 (422 amino acids)
Biological process (GO): pyruvate decarboxylation to acetyl-CoA
Cellular component (GO): pyruvate dehydrogenase complex
Molecular function (GO): dihydrolipoyllysine-residue acetyltransferase activity
Source: RefSeq, a predicted model, not a curated record
AUGCCCGCGUUAUCUCCUACCAUGACCGCAGGCAACAUUGGGACGUGGCAGAAGAAGGCCGGCGAUUCGAUUGUCCCUGGCGAUGUCUUAGUUGAGAUCGAGACGGACAAGGCCCAGAUGGACUUCGAGUUUCAAGAAGAGGGCGUUCUCGCAAAGAUCUUGAGGGAUUCGGGAGAGAAGGACGUGACCGUUGGUAAUCCAAUUGCUGUCAUGAUUGAGGAGGGCGAGGAUGUUUCGGCUUUCGAAUCAUUCACACUUGAGGAUGCCGGCGGAGAGAAGUCUCCUCCAAAGGAGGAGAAGAGCAAGGCUUCCGAGCCAGAGGAGCCCAAGCCUGCCCCGAAGAUGGAGCCUGAGCCAGUUCCCGAAGAAACCGAGGCCGUUGGAGGAAGGCUACAACCUUCUUUAGAUAGAGUUCCAAAUGCGAGUGCUGCUGCCGUUAGAUUCGCGAUCGAAAAGGGUGUCAAGAUCGCCGGUCUCAAGGGUACUGGAACUGGUGGACAAGUUACUGAGAGCGACAUCAAGAAAGCAUCUUCCGGAGCGGCCGCCGCCCCAGGCGCUGCCCCAGCUGCUUCAUAUGUCGAUAUUGAGACCUCUUCAAUGAGAAAGACUAUCGCCAACCGUCUUACCGAGUCGAUGAACCAGAGCCCCCAUUACUUCGUCGCUGCUACCGUAUCCGUCUCCAAACUACUCAAGCUUCGACAGGCGCUCAAUGCUUCGGCGGAUGGCAAGUACAAGCUCUCAGUAAACGAUUUCCUCGUUAAAGCUUGUGGUGUUGCCUGCAAGAAGGUCCCAGCAGUUAACUCUAGCUGGAGAGAUGGUUUCAUCCGUCAAUUCAACAACGUUGAUAUUUCAGUCGCUGUCGCCACACCUGCCGGACUCAUGACCCCUAUCGUCAAAUCCGUGGAAGGCCUCGGCCUCCAAUCCAUCUCCGCACAAGUCAAGGACCUCGGAAAGCGCGCCCGUGACGGCAAGCUCAAGCCAGAGGAAUACCAAGGCGGAACCUUCACCAUCAGCAACAUGGGCAUGAACCCCGCCAUCGACCGAUUCACAGCAGUUAUCAACCCACCACAAGCCGGUAUCCUCGCCGUGGGCACGACCAAGAAGGUCGCCAUCCCAGUUGAGACAGAGGAGGGCACGGAGCUAGAGUGGGAUGAUCAAAUAGUAGUUACAGCCAGCUUUGAUCAUAAGGUUGUUGAUGGCGCUGUCGGUGGAGAGUGGAUUCGCGAGUUCAAGCAGGUAUUAGAGAACCCGCUUGAGUUGUUACUGUGA